UAAUAUAUAAGACGCCACACUUUUAACUUUUUUUCAGCAUGAAAAGAAACUUCAACUGAUAGAGCAACAGAUAAAAGAUAAAGAAAAAGAGCUUUGGCUUAUGCUAAAUCUUAGAUCCGCGGGAAAACAAAAGAAUCUUAAAGAGCACUUCUUGCUUGAUCUAAAGAUAAAUAUUAUUGCUAAAAAUGGUGAAAAAAAUGCCGAAGGGAAUCAACGAGUUUAUAAAGUAAUGAGAGACUUUAUUAAAAAUAACGAUGAUAUGACUGGUUCGCCUUUUUAUGAAAGCUCAACAGAUACACCAGUCUAUCGUUUCGUAGAUUUCAUCAAGGCCAUAAAGAAAUGCCAUAUCGUCGAUAUUUCUCCCACUUACCAAUCGUCAAUAGACAUACUUAUCAACUGCCCCAGUUCGAAGGCCAUGGAAGAUUUUCUUAAGUCCAUCAUCAGUAACGAAUUUCAACAAGAACUGUUUGACCUUAGACGAUGGCUACAAGUGCAAUAUAACAUCGAAUCGAAUGACAUAAUUGCCAGUUGCUCAUCAAAUGGCAUAGAUAAAGCAAAACAACGUCUGCAUUUUACUGACGUAACCAGAACUAUGACUUGUGCCGAGCAUCAAAAUACACAAUGUACUCUCUAUUGUCCUGACCAUGACACGUUUUUAUGUACAGCAUGCAGGGAAUCAAAACAUGGAACUUGUCAUGGAAUAAAACAACUUAUGUCUGAACUGUCUCUUGUUGAACAGAAACGUCGUCUAGCCAUCAAAAAAUGCAAAGGAAGUUAUAGCGUUAGGAUAGAUAAUACUUUGUUUAAGAGAGACAGCAAGGAUACAUUUGGGUGUAAUAUCUCUUGUAUGUGCAUGCUUCUUAAUGGUGAAGUUCUCCUUGCUGAUUUCACGCAUAAAAGGCUGAAGAAACUGGACAGUUGGUACAAAGUAAUAAGUUGCACUGAUGUAAUUGUGCAUCCCUAUUCUGUAUGUUAUAUAGGCAACGAUAUAGCUGUUGCUGGUUUAAAAGGCAAUUCCAUACAGUACGUGAAUGUGUCAGGUCAUAUCAAACUAACUCAAUUAGUGAAGCUAGAUCAUGAAUGUUUCAGUCUAGCUUACCACGAUGGCACACUUUAUGUUAGCAGUGCAGACACACUUUACAAAUAUGACAAAUACUGUAAACAAAAGCACAUCAUCUGUCCUAAAGAGCUGCACAUGUCCAAUAUAUACACAAUUGCUAUUAGUGACAACGGUGAGCGACUCUACAUCAGGACACAUAACGGACUAACUUCACUGGAUGCCAAAGGAAAUCAUAUAUUCAGUUCACAAUUGGACGGUAAUCGCUGUCAUGACAUGUGUAUUGCUGGUGAAGGUAUUGUUCUUAUAUUAGCUUUAACAAACAAUGUUCAUCAGCUAGAUUAUAAUGGAAAAUUAAAGUUUGGAACUGUAAAUGCCGUGCCAUUUGGUAUUUCAAUACAAUCUAUGUGUUUCGACAGAGAAAGAUGUAGACUUAUUGUUGGUGGAAAUGAAGACAUUAUACGUGUUUAUAAUUGUGAGUUUUUGCCAAAGUAGUUGGGUAAACCAAGAACUAAAUGAAAAAUGAAUUGUUAAACUACAUUUAUUAUCAACUUAAUAAGUUUUUAUGUUGUUUAUUUCUUCCUCUAGUC
Molecule: messenger RNA, 1647 nt
Organism: Ruditapes philippinarum (Manila clam)
Lineage: Eukaryota; Metazoa; Mollusca; Bivalvia; Venerida; Veneridae
Exons: 5
Coding region: 101-1552 (483 amino acids)
Molecular function (GO): protein binding; zinc ion binding
Source: RefSeq, a predicted model, not a curated record